AUGGAAGUGAAUUUGUCAGAGUUCAACCUUAGCAGCUUCAACUUUAGCAGCUGGAUGGCAGAGUGGCAGACCACGGAAGUGAGUUUGUCAGAGUUCAACUUUGACAGCUGGAUAGCGGAGUGGCAGACCAUUCUUGGUCUUGUUUUCAUUCUGGGAUGGCCUUGCCUCUUUUGCGUAGUCUUUGUCAUUGCAAGUGUUCCUGCGCAGUGGGUGGGGGAAUGCUCCAAGGGCCGCGCGUACGAUCGUGACAAGGACCUGGAUCGGUUGGGCAAAGACAAGGCCUUGCGGCACCUGUGCAUGUAUUCCGGCUUGUACCUUUUGAUCUAUGGCACGCUAAAGCAUUCACCUGGCUUGGCCGUGUUGGUGGCAGCUCUCCAUACCCUGAUCACAGCAUCUUUGCAGCUUUGUUGGUUGGCCGGCACCGCCAAUGAGAACAAUUCCAAAGCUAGCAAUGAACGCGAGAAGGGGGAAGAGAUCAAAUUAGCCCCCCUGACACACGGCGAUGACCAGACGGAUCAGGCCACAGCCAAUGAGAACAAACACCAAGCUAGCAAUCAGGACCAGAAAGAGGAGGCUUUGGUGCCAGUGUCUGUCUACUCGAACUUUGAAGGGCGUCCCAUUCUUGAAUGCGCCUCAGUCUUCGCGAUUCAGAUUAUGCUCUAUGGGAUGGUGCUCAGUGAGGUGUUUUUCCAAAACCCGAUCUUCGAAGAGAUUGAAGAGCGUCAGAUGUGGUUUUACAUUGGUGGAGCGGCCAUCGGCUCAGUGGUGCGAUUGACCGGUGACUCUUUUGAGAAUCAUGAAUGGAAACCCUUUUGGGAGAGAUAUUUCUUCGAAAACUUCCGAGACAAAGAAAUGCAUUGGACGUGGCUACGCUUCGCCAUGUCUUGGGUGGUAAACCAUCUUCUGGCAGACAUCAUCCUUCUGAUGCUCCCGGUCAUCUUGAUGCAGGCAGAUGACAACAUGGACUUUGUGAAGGAUGCAACGUCUGUCCUCUUCAUCUCUGAGCUCGAUAACAUCUCGAACGCCAUAGACAUUAAAAGGCAAUCCAAUCAGCCAUCCGGACCACCACCCAAAAAAACCGGCCAACCCCAAAAAGACACCGAAUGA
Molecule: messenger RNA, 1107 nt
Organism: Durusdinium trenchii
Lineage: Eukaryota; Dinophyceae; Suessiales; Symbiodiniaceae
Source: the annotation of a GenBank genome assembly